Molecule: messenger RNA, 609 nt
Organism: Torulaspora globosa
Lineage: Eukaryota; Fungi; Ascomycota; Saccharomycetes; Saccharomycetales; Saccharomycetaceae
Gene: HTC1
Product: Htc1p
Exons: 1
Coding region: 1-609 (202 amino acids)
Biological process (GO): N-acetylglucosamine metabolic process
Cellular component (GO): cytoplasm
Source: RefSeq, a predicted model, not a curated record
AUGGAUUGGGACCAAAUCAAGCAGCUGAUCGCCAGCGGGCAGCUGGACCGGUUGCACAGGGACGACGAGUGCGCCCGACGCUAUCGGGAGCACAGGAGAUCUCUUGGCAAAGUCGAUCUCUCUACGUAUGUACUGCGGAAGCUGCAGUGGUCGAGCGAAGAGAUCGAGUUCUUGAAUAGCGACAGAUACAAGACAAGAGAGCAGAAGAUCGAGGCCUGUUUCUCGAGUAGGAGUCUUUACAGCGUGACCAGGAACGACUUCCCGUACGAUUUUGAGCCGGACGUUCAUCACCUGCUGGUUUGGUCCAAGAUAGGUCUGCCUCUCUAUGGAGACGACUCGAACGGGGCGGGACAGGAUCCUGAGACUCGCAAUCGCAUUGACGAGUUCUUCAGAUUCAACCUGGAGGAGCGCUUGCAGGUCUCGAAGGCCGAUUACUGUUGGUUUGUUAACUACUCAUCGCUACAGAGCAUUAGAAAAAUUUCACACGUACACUUGCUGGUGAAGACAAGAGACAGAGAGCUCGUCGAAGGCGGGAUUUUGGGUGAACCGGGGCUGCAGCCGCUGCUGGGAAUUGAUGGAACUGAGGAAACGCAAGAGAGUUGUCUAUAA